ACUUCCGCCAAGAUGGUAGUCGGCGCUUUCCCUAUCGCAAAGCUGCUCUAUUUGGGCGUUCGUCAGCUCAGCAAACCAGUGGCCAACAGAAUUAAAGCAGGAGCGAGGAGAAGUGAAUUCUUCAAGAAUUACAUAUGUCGUCCUCCGGCAAAUGCAUAGCUAGUUAUGUUUGUCAUUCUGAAGCAUACCACUGGAUCGAGAUGAAAACGAAGAUGAGGAUAAUGGGCUUUCGUGGCUCUGCCAUCAAACCACUUAACGAGGAUGCGGCUGCAGAGCUGGGAGCCGAACUGCUCGGAGAGGCCAUCAUCUUUAUCAUCGGCGGCGGCUGCCUUGUACUCGAGUACAGCAGGCAGGCGGCAAACAGCAGGAGAAAGGAAGAAGAGCUGAACGUCACGAUCAGCAGCCUGCAGACACAAAUCGGAGAACUGGCCCUGACCACAGAAACUUUAGACGCUCAGCUCCGUGAGGUCAACAGGCUUCUACUGUCCUUGCCGUCUGCCCCGAGUGGCAAAUAACAACCAUAAACAUUAACGCGUGGCUCUGAGUGGAACAGACAGACUAAAUCUGUAUGUGUGUGAUGUCCUACAAUACAAAGAAGCAACAAUAUGAUGUAUAAUGACAUUUAAUUAAAAUCCUUCCACACACACAGCCUGUGAUCAACAUUUAAGAGGGCAACAGAACCUGUGAUUUAGUACGUCUUCAUUUUGUGGCUUGGUUCAGUAUUGCAUAUAUGGAGAGCAAAUGAUUCAUAUAUCACACUCAACAGAAACAUUUCAUAUGUCUCCUUAGGACUUUUGUAGUUCAUUAUAAAACUGAAUUUGAUUUGAUGGCUGUAGCUUGUAGGAGUUUGAAGGUCAUUUCAAAUAAGUUAAUUCUUUCCUGAAUCCAGUUAUUUAAUAUUGACCGCUUGCUGCUCACAGCGAGGGAACUUAAAGUGCAGUUCCUUUGGUUAGGUUAGCGAUGCUCUCCUCAAGCUGCAGUUUCAUGCUCUAAAACUCAAUUUUAUGCACUCAGCUAUUCUACUGAAAUGAUUGGGAUGUGUUCGAGUGAUGCAAAACAGGCUAGGGAUCAUUGUAUUAAUGAUAAAUUUGACAAAAUUGACUCAAAUUUGUGAUAACAAACCUGAUGCCUGUGUAGUGCUACUGCUUGUUUUGAAGAACGGAAGAAACGUGCAAUGCGAGAAGUGUAUAUUGAUUAUUGUAAAAUAAAAUAAAUGUCCUAUA
This is a messenger RNA of Tachysurus vachellii, 1223 nucleotides long. It is a transcript of the gene opa3, whose product is annotated as outer mitochondrial membrane lipid metabolism regulator OPA3. The coding region runs from base 135 to 515 and encodes 126 amino acids. Lineage: Eukaryota; Metazoa; Chordata; Actinopteri; Siluriformes; Bagridae. The transcript is spliced from 2 exons. Gene Ontology annotation, cellular component: mitochondrion. The record is from RefSeq and is a predicted model, not a curated record. Gene Ontology annotation, biological process: regulation of lipid metabolic process.